Durio zibethinus is the source of this 966-nucleotide messenger RNA. RefSeq names its product large ribosomal subunit protein uL15x. Gene Ontology annotation, biological process: translation. The record is from RefSeq and is a predicted model, not a curated record. Gene Ontology annotation, cellular component: ribosome; cytosolic large ribosomal subunit. Gene Ontology annotation, molecular function: structural constituent of ribosome. Lineage: Eukaryota; Viridiplantae; Streptophyta; Magnoliopsida; Malvales; Malvaceae.
GGGCGAACCCUCCUUACGUUCAACUCAUUCGUAAAAUCGCAAAACCCUAGAGGGUAAACUUGGAAACUGAAAACCUCCCCACCAUUUUCCUCCAUCAAAAUAAAAUCUCCACAAACCCUACUCAAAUUUUUAGUCUCUCAGCCGCCUCCAACCCUUCGCCUUCCACAGAUCUACAUCAAACCAAAAAUGACAACUCGCUUCAAGAAGAACCGCAAGAAGCGCGGUCACGUGAGCGCUGGUCAUGGCCGUAUUGGCAAGCACCGCAAGCACCCGGGAGGUCGCGGAAACGCCGGAGGCAUGCACCACCACAGGAUCCUCUUCGACAAGUACCACCCUGGGUAUUUUGGGAAAGUUGGUAUGAGGUAUUUCCACAAGCUCCGCAACAAGUUCUACUGUCCCAUUGUCAACAUCGACAAGCUCUGGUCUUUCGUCCCACAGGACGUGAAGGCAAAAUCCAAUAAGGAUGCGGUGCCGAUGAUCGACGUGACCCAGUUCGGGUACUUUAAGGUCCUUGGAAAAGGUGUGUUGCCCGAGAACCAACCGAUAGUGGUUAAGGCUAAGUUGGUGUCCAAGAAUGCUGAGAAGAAGAUUAAGGAAGCUGGUGGUGCUGUUGUGCUCACCGCCUAGGGAUUUGAUAGUGAUUCAACCUGUUUUAUGGGAAUAGUUGUGCCCCAUUUUGCAUUCAUAUUGCAGAUGUGUUUCUUUGUAAUAAAACUAGCAGGGUAUUUACCUGAACCAUGUUCAACCCUAACACAACUCUGCAAUUGCAAGGUUUAAACAAGACUUAGGUAGCCCUGCCCCUUACAGUAGUUUGCAUUAAAGAUGCUUGUAAUGCUUUUAUCAGGCUUGCAUGCAUUUUUUUGGAGAGAUUGAUAAAUUAAUCAACUUUUUAUUGGUGAAUAAUAGAUUAAAUGAAUUGUUGUAUAUGCUGCUUGCCUACAAAUUCUUCGCCUCUCUCUUGCCAUU